UAUAUAUCAAAGACUGAGACGCAAAUCGAUCUUACGGAUCUUUUCUGCCACACAAUUUUUAAAUGAAAUAUUGCUUCAGUUCUUUGAACUAAGUACAUAAGACGGGUACAAAAAUAUACUUUACACGACAGGUGGAUUUUGAUAAAUUUACACGAGAAGUUCAUUUAGUACGGAGACUGAAGUAGCAUCACUUUAUUACACGAGACUCGUGUGAUUUCUAAAGACAUAUUUUUCAAACGUUUGAGAAAUGUUAACUUGACCAAAUAAUUCAAGUGUUGAUAAAUGAAGCUUUUACUGUUCUUACCGAAAAUGGAAUUUACAAAGCGAAAUCUGAUUUUAACUUUAAUUGUGCUUAACGUGUGGGAAAUUUCAUCACGUGCAACAUCGGACCAAGUUAAACCAGCCGACACAGAACUAGAAAACGAAGAAUUAAUACAGCUGCAUGUCAUAACCAAACGAGAAGCUGGUAGUGAUAUACAACAGGACUACCCACAUGUCGAUGGCCGAACAUUCCCUGCAUCUGAACCAUUAGAUCCGAAUGGUGCCGGUACAUUGAAUGAUGCUGCACCUCAGAGUUUGUUUCAAGGAUUUGAAACAGAGAAUGAGGUAUUCCAACCGGAACUUGAUGCUGGAACUUCCGAUGAAGGUGACACUACAACAGGAAGUGACGUUGGUCAGCAUACCGGAAAUAAUGAGGGGAACGAUACUGUUGACAGUACACGAACUGCAUAUGGUGCACAGUAUCCGUACACGGAAACAACAGAAAGGAGUCAAUAUCCGAGAUCUGUUUCACACACAGGAACUCGCUCACAGGGGUAUCAGACAAACGAUGGUGUGCAGCAAACCGUGACGUCACGAAGAAUAGUAUUGACGGGAAGGGGAUCGGACACAUCUGAAAAUAGUCACUCUGGUACACACACAAGAACAGAGUAAACGGAGUAUCAGCCUUCGCAAACAU
Mercenaria mercenaria is the source of this 958-nucleotide messenger RNA. RefSeq lists its product as uncharacterized. The transcript is spliced from 3 exons. The coding region runs from base 283 to 933 and encodes 216 amino acids. The record is from RefSeq and is a predicted model, not a curated record. Lineage: Eukaryota; Metazoa; Mollusca; Bivalvia; Venerida; Veneridae.